AUGGCCAAAGCUUUGAAUUUAUCACAAUCACCUUCAAAAUCAACUCUUUCCCUCUCUUCCUAUUCUCAAUAUUCUAACCUCAAAUCCACAACUACCCUAUCCUUCCCUUUCUCCCACCACCACCACCGCCACCACUCUCUAACCAUCAAAUCCUCCGCGGCCACCAUCACCACCACUCCAACUUCCACCACCUUUGCCAACCAAUCCCGAGUAGACAUACUAUCAGAAUCCCUACCUUACAUCCAGAAAUUCAGGGGCAAAACCGUUGUGGUCAAAUAUGGCGGCGCAGCCAUGAAACAACCAGAACUCAAAGCCUCUGUUGUAAGCGACCUUGUUCUCCUCUCCUGUGUUGGUCUCCGCCCUGUUUUAGUCCACGGUGGUGGCCCAGAAAUCAACCACUGGCUAAAACUCCUCAACAUUGAGCCUCUCUUCCAUGAGGGUCUCCGUGUUACUGAUGCCAAGACUAUGGAGAUUGUGUCCAUGGUAUUGGUGGGUAAGGUUAAUAAAGACCUUGUUUCUUUGAUCAAUAAGGCUGGUGCUACCGCGGUUGGCCUUUCUGGCAUGGAUGGCCGCCUUCUUAUGGCCAAACCAACUCCCAAUUCUGCUCAACUGGGGUUUGUUGGAGAGGUUGAGCGCGUAGACCCUAGUGUUUUGCAGCCUCUUGUUAAUAACGGGCAUAUACCAGUGAUUGCAUCCGUGGCAGCGGAUGAUUUGGGUCAGUCUUAUAACAUCAAUGCCGACACUGUGGCAGGGGAGGUGGCGGCGGCAUUGGGGGCGGAGAAGCUGAUAAUGUUGACGGAUGUGGCGGGGAUACUUGAAAACAAAGAUGAUCCAGGGAGUUUGGUAAAGGAGAUUGAUAUAAAAGGCGUGAAGAAGUUGAUUGAUGAGAAGAAAGUGGCUGGUGGGAUGAUACCCAAAGUGAAUUGCUGUGUGGCAUCACUUAGUCAAGGUGUUAGAACUGCAAGUAUUAUUGAUGGAAGAGUGCCACAUUCUUUGCUUCAUGAGAUUAUGUCUGAAGAAGGCAUUGGUACCAUGAUUGCUGGCUAA
This is a messenger RNA of Dovyalis caffra, 1047 nucleotides long. The record is from the annotation of a GenBank genome assembly. NCBI's taxonomy places the organism in Eukaryota, Viridiplantae, Streptophyta, Magnoliopsida, Malpighiales, Salicaceae.